Molecule: messenger RNA, 1176 nt
Organism: Micromonas pusilla CCMP1545
Lineage: Eukaryota; Viridiplantae; Chlorophyta; Mamiellophyceae; Mamiellales; Mamiellaceae
Exons: 2
Coding region: 1-1176 (391 amino acids)
Source: RefSeq, a predicted model, not a curated record
AUGGCGUCCGUCGCCCCCCCCCGCGUCGCGGUCCCAUUCCCCCGCGCCCGCGCCCGCGCGCGCUCGCGCCGCGCGUCCGCCGCCGCGUCCGCGUCCGCGUCGUCCCACCCCCCCGGCGGCGUCGCGGAGUGGAUCGAGACGAACCUCCCCGACGCGGGCGCGGUGACGCGGUCCAUCUCGCUCGGCGGCAGCGGAUGGGCCGAGUUCUCGUCGCACGAGUGCGAGUCCGGGGCGAAGUACUUCGCGAAGACGUCGCGAAGGGACGCGGAGAUGUUCAUGGGCGAGGGCGCGGGGCUGAGCGCGCUCCACGCGACGGCGACGCUCGUGAUACCGAGGGUGUACCACGCGGGGAGCCUACCGGAGGGAUCGCGCGAGGGACGAUCGUUCAUCGUCAUGGAUCACCUCGGCGCGUUCUGUACACCGGUCCCCGUACGACCCCGUCCGCGUGGUGAACGCCGAUCCUUAAGGACUUUCUCUCCCGGCGUUUCUCUCCGCCCAGGGUCCCUCGCUUUCAAUCCCGACGCACCUCGACGCCUUUCAACUCCGCUUAUGACGCCUUUCAACUCCACCCCGACGUUCGCUCGUACGGAACGACCCUCAGACUUCGGCGCGCGCGGCGACCAGGCCGAGUUCGGCGCGAGCCUCGCGCGGAUGCACCUGGCGGAGCCCGCGGUCGCGGAGGCGAGAGACGACGGGAUGUUCGGGUUCAGCGUGAACAACACGAUCGGGGACACGCCGCAGCCGAACGCGUGGGGAAGCGACUGGGUCGAGUUUUUCCGCGAGAAGAGGAUUCGACAUCAGCUGAAGCUCGCGCGCGACUCGACGCUCUCCGAGCUCGGCGAGGCUGUCGUGGAGAACAUGCCGCGAUGGUUCGCGCCGUGCGGUGAGAUCCGGCCGAGCAUACUUCACGGCGAUCUGUGGAGCGGGAACAUCGGGACGGUGGGCGGGCGACCGUCGGCGUUCGACCCGGCGGUGUAUUACGGCCACUCGGAGGCGGAGUUCGGGAUGUCGUGGUGCGCGGGGUUCACGCAGGCGAUGAACCCGAAGACGGAGGAACACUUCGAGGAACGGCGGAAGCUGUACCAGCUGUAUCACUACCUGAACCACUACAACUUGUUCGGCGGCGGGUACAAAGGGACGUGCGUGGACAUCAUGAAGUCGCUCGCGGAUCGAUGA